Molecule: messenger RNA, 1106 nt
Organism: Syngnathus acus (greater pipefish)
Lineage: Eukaryota; Metazoa; Chordata; Actinopteri; Syngnathiformes; Syngnathidae
Gene: ran
Product: RAN, member RAS oncogene family
Exons: 7
Coding region: 121-771 (216 amino acids)
Biological process (GO): protein import into nucleus; ribosomal subunit export from nucleus
Cellular component (GO): nucleus; cytoplasm
Molecular function (GO): GTP binding; GTPase activity
Source: RefSeq, a predicted model, not a curated record
UUUGCCGCUGUGUUGGUCACGUGAUAAGGGCGGAAACUGACUCAUAGACCACGCCGAAUCUCCCGCCGCACGCAGCCAUUUGCUCUUUCCUUGGUUCGAAAUACCACUGAUUUCGCAGACAUGUCCCUGGACGAUAGUGCAGCGGCUACUUUUAAGCUUGUGCUGGUGGGUGAUGGAGGCACCGGUAAAACAACUUUUGUGAAGAGACAUCUUACAGGAGAGUUUGAAAAGAAAUAUGUUGCUACUCUGGGAGUGGAGGUGCACCCACUGACUUUUCACACAAAUAGAGGCGCCAUCAGGUUUAAUGUGUGGGACACAGCUGGGCAGGAGAAGUUUGGAGGCCUGAGAGAUGGCUACUAUAUUCAAGCCCAGUGUGCCAUCAUCAUGUUUGAUGUCACUUCACGAGUCACCUACAAGAAUGUGCCCAACUGGCAUCGUGAUCUGGUGCGCGUGUGUGAAAACAUUCCCAUUGUGCUCUGCGGUAACAAGGUCGACAUCAAAGACAGGAAAGUCAAAGCCAAAAGUAUCGUCUUUCACCGCAAGAAGAACCUGCAGUACUACGACAUUUCUGCCAAGAGUAACUAUAAUUUUGAGAAGCCUUUCCUGUGGCUGGCAAAGAAAUUAGCCGGGGAUCCCAACAUGGAGUUUGUAGAAAUGCCCGCUCUCGCUCCCCCUGAAGUUGCAAUGGACCCAGCCAUGGCUGCCAAAUAUGAGGAGGAGCUUAGUGUUGCUGCACAAACGGCACUCCCAGAGGAAGAUGAUGACCUCUAACAUGUUCCGCUGUCUCCCUUCUUCUCCCUCCCCUCUGUGGGUCAACUUGUUGGAAAUCUACCCCCAUAACUGUUAAAACCCUCUGAUGUUUUCCCUCCUCUUUUGGGGGGGGUGUUUGUUUCCUGUUUUAUUUUGUUUUAAAACUCAGUUUUGAAAGGAUCUGGUGGUAAAAUGGUCAUUGUUUCAUUGUAUAGACACCCUCCUUAGUGUAAUUAGCAUGACAUGCUUCUCUUUGUUGAGCACCAUCCAUUACACUUAGCCAGCUUGCAAUGCUGUUGAACGGUGUGUUGGAAGCACUAAGGGAGGAAAGUUUGAAUAAAGAUGUUCUCAAGACA